UCCCCAGAUUACAAUCUUCUUCCCCAUCAAGGUUGACGACGAGAGAGAACAAACAAUGGUUCACAAUGCUUACGAUUCCUUUCAGCUCCUCACCAACUGCCCCGCCCGGAUCGACGCCGUCGAAUCCCACAACUCCAAGCUCUUCGCCGGAUGCUACGACGGCUCCCUCCGCAUCUACUCCCCCCAAUCCCCCUCCUCCUCCUCCUCGGAUGAGCUCCGCCAAGACUCGUACCUCCUCGAAACGACCGUCACCGGAUUCGCCAAGAAACCCAUCGUGGCGAUGAAGGUCUUGGCCUCCAGAGAGCUGCUCCUCUCUCUCUCGGAGUCGAUCGCGUUCCACAAGCUUCCCAAUCUGGAGACCGUCGCCGUGAUCACCAAAGCGAAAGGCGCCAAUGCUUACUCGUGGGACGAUCGACGUGGCUUCCUGUGCUUCUCUAGGCAGAAGAGGGUCUGCGUCUUCAAGCACGACGGAGGAGGAGGGUUUGUGGAGGUGAGGGACUAUGGAGUUCCUGAUACUGUAAAGUCCAUUUCUUGGUGCGGUGAGAAUAUUUGCUUGGGGAUUAGGAAAGAGUAUGUGAUUCUCAACACUGCUAAUGGGACUCUCUCUGAGGUGUUUCCUUCUGGGAGAGUUGCUCCUCCUCUCGUCACUUUUCUACCUUCUGGUGAACUUCUCCUUGGGAAGGAUAACAUUGGAGUUUUUGUUGAUCAAAAUGGGAAGCUGCUCCAGACAGAGAGGCUUUGCUGGUCAGAGGCCCCAACAGCUAUUGUCAUUCAGAAUCCCUAUGCAAUAGCCUUGUUACCUCGACGAGUUGAGGUUCGGUUGCUACGAAGCCCCUAUCCUUUGAUACAGACAAUUGUUCUCCAGAAUAUUCGUCACCUUGUCAAGAGCAACAAUGCUGUGAUGGUUGGUUUGGAUAACUCUGUUCAUGCUCUCUUCCCUGUUUCUAUCGGUGCUCAGAUUGUGCAACUAACAGCUUCUGGGAACUUUGAGGAAGCCUUAGCUCUAUGCAAGUUACUCCCCUCUGAAGAGUCAAGCCUAAGAGCUGCGAAAGAGAGUUCGAUUCACACAAGAUUUGCUCAUUAUCUUUUCGAAAACGGGAGCUAUGAGGAAGCCAUGGAACACUUUCUGGCAUCUCAAGUAGACAUCACGCAUGUACUCUCCAUGUAUCCAUCCAUCACUCUUCCUAAAACAACAAUGAUUCCUCCACCGGAUAAGAUGUUAGACAUUUCUGGAGAGGAAGCAUCUCUGUCAAGAGGCUCAUCUGGCUUUUCUGAUGAUAUGGAGUCUUCAUUUUUGGAAUCUGAAGGCAAUGCAGCCCUUGAAUCUAAGAAAAUGAGCCACAACACUCUGAUGGCUCUUAUAAAGUACUUGCAGAAGAAGAGACCAAGUAUUAUCGAGAAGGCCACUUCUGAAGGAACAGAAGAGGUCAUCUCUGAUGCCGUUGGCAAAACUUACGGAGCGUAUGAUUCUUCCAAGACUAAGAAGUCCAACAAGGGACGUGGUACGAUCUCGCUUAACUCAGGUGCAAGGGAGAUGGCAGCGAUUCUUGACACAGCUCUUCUCCAAGCACUUCUACACACUGGACAGUCUGGAGCUUCUGUAGAGUUAUUAAAGGGUGUCAACUACUGCGACGUAAAGAUUUGUGAGGAGAUACUAAUGAAAAGCAAAAGUUAUUCUGCACUGUUAGAACUGUUCAAGAGCAAUUCGAUGCACCAUGAAGCCCUUAAGCUUCUUAAUCAGCUCUCGGAAGAGUCCAAAUCAAACCAGUCACAAACUGAUGUAAAACAGAUCUUUAGUCCUGAGUUGAUCAUUGAAUAUCUCAAGCCUCUAUGCAGGACUGAUCCUAUGCUUGUGUUGGAGUACUCUAUGCUAGUCCUGGAGAGCUGUCCAACACAAACCAUCGACUUGUUUCUGUCUGGAAACAUCUCGGCCGACCUUGUCAAUUCAUAUCUGAAGCAGCAUGCUCCAAAUAUGCAGGGUAGAUAUUUGGAACUCAUGAUGGCGAUGAAUGAAACCGCAGUUUCUGGGAAUCUCCAAAACGAGAUGGUACAAAUCUACCUUUCGGAAGUGCUUGACUUGCAUGCUGCAUUAAGCGCGCAGCAGAAAUGGGAUGACAAGGAUCAUCCUCCCGAAAGGAAAAAACUAUUGUCUGCAUUAGAGAACAUCUCCGGAUAUAAUCCACAGACUUUGUUGAAGCGUCUUCCACGUGAUGCUCUCUAUGAAGAGCGUGCAGUUAUUUUGGGUAAAAUGAAUCAACACGAGCUCGCUUUGUCCAUCUAUGUUCAUAAGCUUCAUGCACCUGAUCUGGCGCUGGCUUACUGUGAUCGUAUAUAUGAGUCCGUAUCUUUUCUACCAUCUGGAAAACCGUCAAGCAACAUCUACCUCACACUUCUCCAAAUCUACCUGAAUCCUAAGAAAAGCGCAAAGGACUUUGCAAAACGUAUUGUAGCUCUAGGAUCAUUCGAGAGUUCAGACACCACGAAGAUGAUGGAGUCUGUUUUGUCUUCGAAAGUCAAAGGAGGCAGGUCCAAGAAAAUUGUUGCGAUAGAAGGUGCUGAGGAUAUGCUGCGAGCUGGUCUCAGUAGCAGCACUGAUAGCGGAAGAAGCGACGUUGAUGCUGAAGAGCCCAUGGAAGAAGGAAACUCCACCGUUAUGAUUUCUGAAGUUCUUGAUCUGUUGAGUCAGAGGUGGGAGAGGAUCAAUGGUGCACAGGCUCUCAAGCUUUUACCUAGAGAAACUAAACUGCAGAACCUGCUUCCGUUUCUUGCACCCCUUCUUAGAAACUCGAGUGAAGCACACAGGAACUAUUCGGUCAUCAAGAGUUUGAGGCAGAGUGAAAACUUACAGGUGAAAGAGGAACUGUACAAACAUAGGAAGGGAGUGGUGCAAGUAACAAGUGAUAGCAUGUGUUCGCUGUGCAACAAGAAGAUCGGGGCAAGCGUCUUUGCUGUUUAUCCCAACGGGAAAACGUUAGUUCACUUUGUCUGCUUCAAAGAUUCUCAAGGAAUGAAAGCUGUUUCUAAGACAUCUCAGGGAAGAAGACGAUGAGAUGAUCAUUUACUGUAACUAAACACAUGUUUAAAGACACUAAACCAUCUUUCUUCCUUGUUUGUAAGUUUGUAAAGCUUUUUGAGCUUAUUGAUUUUUUAUGUCUGUUCUUCUUUGGUUUUGUACUUUUGUGUUUGGUGGAAAAUGGUGACGAUGGUCUUGAGGAAACCAGUUCGGUCUUGUUGUAAAACCAGUUUCGGUUGGAAAUUAAUUUAUAAAAAUGAUUUUGUGUUU
Brassica napus (rape) is the source of this 3283-nucleotide messenger RNA. Its product is annotated as vacuolar sorting protein 39. Gene Ontology annotation, cellular component: membrane; cytoplasm. The record is from RefSeq and is a predicted model, not a curated record. Lineage: Eukaryota; Viridiplantae; Streptophyta; Magnoliopsida; Brassicales; Brassicaceae. Gene Ontology annotation, molecular function: protein binding. The transcript is spliced from 11 exons. Gene Ontology annotation, biological process: vesicle-mediated transport; intracellular protein transport; autophagy. Bases 56 to 3049 code for a protein of 997 amino acids.